ACAGAAACUGAAAGUUAACGGGCUAUUCCAUAACACACGGUUCAACAUUCGCAACGCCGGUAGCCUCUACGGCAAGGGGAGAUCGUGCAAAUCUAAUUACAACACUGGGACUGACUGACGAACGCAACGUGGAAAGUGAAGGACUUUACGACUGAGACACAUAAUGCAGGCGGUGGAUCGCAGACCACUGUCAAUACUCUUCAGACUUCUGUCUAUGUCCAGACCUGACGUGGUACCAAUAUGUGGGGCUUUCACAUUCCUUGUGGCAGCUGUUAUUGGUGAUAUGCUCAUGCCUUCCUUUACUGGUCAAAUGAUUGACUCUUUGAAUUAUAAAUUCGAUAGCAAUGCAUUUGCAAGUGCAAUUUUCCUCAUGGGACUUACUUCUUUUGGAAGUUCCUUCUCAGCUGGAUGUCGAGGUGGAUUAUUCAUGCUCACAAUAUCCAGGCUUACGAAAAGAGUCCGGCAACAUCUCUUUAGGUGUUUCGUCAAGCAAGAUGUUGCAUUCUUUGAAGGAACUUCAAAAGGGGAUAUCACCACAUGUUUGUCUAGCGAUGCCUCUCUGAUGAGUCGGUCCCUUGCUGCAAACGUCAACAUUCUCCUGCGUAGUUUUGUUAUGACUCUUGGUAUCUACUGGUUCAUGAUUCAGCUCUGCUGGCCUUUGGCUUUGAUCACUGCUCUUGAGUCACCAAUUACUAUCACUGCUGAGAAAAUAUACAACAAGUACUAUCAGGGACUUGUCAGUUCAGUGAAACAGUCCAUAGUGAAGAGUAACCAAGUUGCUGGAGAAAGCAUUUAUCAUAUCAGAGCUGUCAGGAGCCAUGGGGCUGAGAUGGUGGAGCAGAGGAUGUAUAACGCCAGUCUGGAGGAAACACACCAUUUUAAAAUUCAAAGAGACAGUGUCAGAGCCACUUAUUUGCUGUUCAUGAGGUUUUUUCAGUUAGGUAUGCGAGUGUUGAUCUUGUGGUAUGGGCAGCAAAUGAUCAAAUCCAGGCAAAUGACAGCUGGAAAUCUUGUGUCCUUCAUACUAUACCAAAUGGAAAUUGGAGGCCAUGUUCAAACCUUAGUUGAACUACAUAUAGACCUUAUAGAGUCCCUAGAGUCAGCCAGGAAAGUCUUUGAGUAUAUGGACCACAAACCCUCUAUCAGAUGUGGUGAUCUUGCACCAGACCAGCUCAAGGGACAUGUGAUGUUUAAGAACAUUAGCUUCUCUUAUUCAUCAUCCCCGGACCAGAAAGUACUGGAGAAUGUCUCAUUUGAAAUGAAACCAGGGUCAGUUACUGCACUAGUGGGUGUCUCAGGUGGAGGAAAAAGCACGUGUGUUGCCCUAUUAAAGCAUCUUUUUGAGCCACAGUCUGGUGACAUCCUCCUUGAUGGAAGGCCACUAAAGGAAUAUGAUCACAAGUACUUUCACCGAAUGGUAGCUGUUGUGAGCCAAGAACCAGAGCUCUUUGCUUGCUCUAUUGAGGCCAACAUCACCUAUGGACUCGACAGUUAUUCGGAAGAUAUGCUUCAGACUGCAGGAAAACAGGCUGAUAUUAACAGCUUCAUUUACUCUCUGAAAGAUGGCUAUGACACAUAUGUUGGAGAGCGUGGUGGUCUUCUCUCGGUGGGUCAGAAGCAGCGCAUUGCUAUUGCCAGAGCUCUGAUCAGACAACCCCAGAUUCUCAUACUCGAUGAAGUUACAAGCAGCCUUGACACUGAGAGCGAAAAGAUGAUUCAAAACACCCUGGCAUGUUUCACCACCCAAACAAAACUGAUUGUGGCUCACAGGCUGAAGACCAUUGAGAAUGCAGAUCAAAUAAUUGUGAUUGAUAAAGGCUCUGUAUCUGAGCGAGGCACCCACAUGGAGCUGAUGGAGAGAAAAGGAAUCUAUUACAAAUUAAGAGAGCGACGUUUUAACGAAGACAACAUUGAAACCAUUGGUUAACAUAUAUAUAAGAAACGUUCACACAUGCAAGCCAAGUAGGGUGAAGGUGUAAGACACACUGCAACUAACAUGGAAAAGAGUGUAAAGUUCCACUCACUGAUAUUAUUGCCCCAAAAUUGUAUUCAAGAAAAUGCAAUGGCUCGACUUCUUGUGUCUUCAUCAGGCUGUCAGAGUGGAGAUAUCUCGUACUGGUUAACCUCCCUACAAAGCUUUUCUUUAAAAAAACUAAAAAAAAAAUUACAACUGUGCUACUUUUGUACUGAAUCAUGUGAUCUGUAUUUUAUUAAACUGGCCUGAUAGAGCCAAUUUUAUUGUUUUGCUUUUUCUGUUUGGGGGCCCUUAGCAAUUGGACAAAUAACUGUCUUGCUUCACUUUUUCCCUGUGAAUAAAAUAUGUUUAUAAAACACAUUGCAUAAGCACAUUUGAGCAUAUUUGGAGUAUAUUCCUGUAUAUUCCAUUUCAUAUUUGCUCACUUUUUCUUCUUAAGUUCUAUCAGAAUUUUAAAUAAAUAUUUGAAACCAUUUCACAGAGAUGAG
Messenger RNA from Myxocyprinus asiaticus (Chinese sucker), 2463 nucleotides. Its product is annotated as antigen peptide transporter 2-like. Lineage: Eukaryota; Metazoa; Chordata; Actinopteri; Cypriniformes; Catostomidae. The transcript is spliced from 12 exons. Bases 164 to 1927 code for a protein of 587 amino acids. Gene Ontology annotation, molecular function: ABC-type oligopeptide transporter activity; ATP hydrolysis activity; ATP binding. Gene Ontology annotation, cellular component: membrane. Gene Ontology annotation, biological process: transmembrane transport. The record is from RefSeq and is a predicted model, not a curated record.